CUACUCAUGACUGUCACUGAUCAGUCGAAAGCAAAUUUUUAAAAGGAAGAUUCUAUUUACUAGUUUGUUUGUAUGUUUUUAAUGAAAAAAUGGAAGAAUUGGCUAAGCUUUUCGAUUCCUAUAAUGGUCGCGAUAGCAUUGUUCGUACAGCUAGCUAUUUGUCGCUGUAUUUAAGUACUUAUACGAAAGGGAGUCUCUCUCAAAAAUUGAAACUUAUCAACAGGGAACUCAGCUACUGCAGAUUACUAAUGCGACUCUUUGAUGACUUUCCAAUGCUUCGUUACUCAAUUAAUUACGGAUUAGGAUCUGAGGAGAAAACUGGUCUCUUGCGUGUGUUAGGUGUUGUGAAAAAUAUGCUGGAUCAGAUUUAUUAUCCUAUUGAGCAUAUAGCAUUAGCUGCAGAUCAUCAUUUUCUGAAAGUUAACAGUGGCAGCUUCUAUACAGCUGGAACAAUUAUAUGGGGUUUAUCAUGCUAUAUAGAUAUGAUACGAUCACUUAUAAUGAUGGCCAUUUUGCAAGGACAGACAAAAGGUUUGAAGAAUGUUGUUUUGCAUGAGAAGAUAGUAGCAAUGCAACUAGAAUACCUUCUUCUGGGUUUUAAAGAUGCUGCAGAUCUUGCACUUGCCAUUUACUAUUUGCCUUAUGGAAGCUUUUUGUGGGCUGGCAAACUAAGCAAAAGGAAUGUUGGAUUAUUUGGUACUAUUUCAUCUCUGAUAAGGGUGGUAAUGUUGCUUAGAAGCUUGAAAAAUGAAAAAUCUGCUUCAUGAACUGCAACCUCCAAGAGAUCUGUAAAUGAAUUAUUGUAUUGUCUAUAUUCAAUAUUUAUAUGUUAGGUGUGAAAAAAUAUUUUACAUUGAUUCACAGAGGUGCCUUUGCACUUCUGUACUGAUUUUUUUAUUUUAAGGUAUUUUGCAACAAAACCUCCUGUGAAAAAUGCCAUACUUAUUUAUAUGGAAUGAAUAUAUCUACCUCUGAAUCUAUUGUUCUCUUGUAUAGAUUUUUUUUGCAAACUAUAUGAACAAAUGCUUGUUGAUGUUUGUUUUUAAGUUGUAUUUAUUUCUGUAUUUUUUAAGUUACAAUUGUCUUGUUCAUUUUUUUAAAUUUUAGUUAAACUUCAAUAAAUAAUUUAAUAACCAUUUUAUUUGUUUUAGUUUAAAAUGGGGAUUAAUAUCACUAUAAACUGCUGAAUCAAAUCAGCUUAGGAAAUGAACCUAAAUAUAUAUAUAUAUAUAUAUAUAUAUAAAUCUUUUAUUAGAUAUUGGCAAAAGAUAUUGAUGCUCUUUCAACAAAAUUUAUUUGAUCCUGCAAAUUUUUUUAAUAAUUAAGAAAUAUUAAAAUUUUGUUGAUUAUGUAACUUUCCUGGCAUCUUACUAUUUCCUUAAAUGUAAAAAUAAAUAAACAGUUACAUUGAAAUUACUUGCAUUUUGGAUUUCAUUUGGGUUUUUACAUUCAGGAGGUUUAGUUGCAUUACUAAGUCUGUUUGUGAUAAAAAUGUUUUCUUUUUUUUUAUAAUUAGCUACGCUAUAUGUAUUUUUGUGAAAAGUAUUCUGAGAAUACAUAGUGAAGUUCCAGUCAUAUUUAUAAAUACUAUUUAUCGUGCGACUUUCUCUCCCUGAAACAAAGCAUUGUUUUGUGAAAAUUGUUUUACGUAAAAUAUAGUGUGUGUGUGUAUGUGUGGAUAAUACUUUUUUUUUUUAAUUGUUUCUGAUUCAGCUAUUUUAGUUUGCAUUUAAAAAUAUUUUUUAAUUUUUUUAAAAAAAUUAGUUAGAAAGAUGUUUAUUAUAUAGUGUGGAUAUAGCCAUUUUCCAAGUGUGAAUCUGUGUGUUUUGAUGAGUUUUGAAAAAUCCUAUUUUCUAUUUUAACAUAGAUAAAUAAUAAAACUUGCAACUACCAAAAAAAUUUUUUUAUGUGAAUUAUGUGUACUUUAUUAUAAAUAAUGUUGUUGUAUUUUGUACUAUGAACUUUCUCUAUAGUACAAUUAAAUCACAAGUUAUGAUAAAAAUAUUCUUCAUUUUCAUCUUUCUCAAACCACAUAAAUUUCAAACUUUUUUGCAAAUUUCCAGUUAAGAAAUAUUAAUGAAGUAUACUUCAUUUUAAAUUUCAUUAUGCAUUGAGAUAU
This is a messenger RNA of Argiope bruennichi, 2119 nucleotides long. Its product is annotated as peroxisomal membrane protein 11C-like. NCBI's taxonomy places the organism in Eukaryota, Metazoa, Arthropoda, Arachnida, Araneae, Araneidae. The transcript is spliced from 4 exons. The record is from RefSeq and is a predicted model, not a curated record. Gene Ontology annotation, cellular component: peroxisomal membrane. Gene Ontology annotation, biological process: peroxisome fission. Bases 90 to 767 code for a protein of 225 amino acids.